This is a messenger RNA of Alternaria viburni, 3624 nucleotides long. RefSeq lists its product as uncharacterized. The record is from RefSeq and is a predicted model, not a curated record. NCBI's taxonomy places the organism in Eukaryota, Fungi, Ascomycota, Dothideomycetes, Pleosporales, Pleosporaceae. Gene Ontology annotation, cellular component: nucleus. Bases 1 to 3624 code for a protein of 1207 amino acids. Gene Ontology annotation, biological process: regulation of transcription by RNA polymerase II. The transcript is spliced from 4 exons. Gene Ontology annotation, molecular function: DNA-binding transcription factor activity, RNA polymerase II-specific.
AUGUCGUCCCUACGGCCUGCACACAUUGUGCUGAACCCGUACUUCUACCCAGCGGGCAACUCACCAGCAGUGUGCCUGACUCAAAAUCUUCCGCCAGAGAGAAAUGCUGCUUUGCUUCUGCUUGGUUGCGGCGACGUCCGCAAUAUCUUGUUCACUGUCUACGGCGGCUCGGGUACAGACGACCGCCGCCUCGACUUCACUUGUUGCGACCUAGAAGCCGAGAUCAUCGCUCGCAAUGCGCUCUUACUCACAUCGAUACUUGAUGAUAUGACUGGCGACCACACGCAACAGUUAUGGAACAUCUACUAUCAUAACUUUCUCGACUCAGCGUCCGCAAGUCUGCUACAGACUCAGGCUGCAAAACUGGUCGCUCAGGCUCAAUCACUCGAAGCCUGGCAAACCAGCUCUUAUGCGCAAUGUGUCGAGUUCGGCGACAGUACUACAUUCGCGAAGGUCCUCGAGCUCUGGACAACAUACGCUACACCGCCGGCCGACAAGAAGCAGCACUUGCAACUACAAGCAAAGUUGAGAGCGCAGUGGCGCGCCGCGAAGAAGUGGCAAGAAAUCAAAGUCGAGCCUCACGCAUUGCAACUCACUGGCGGCCGAUCGUUUGCCCCAGUCCUUGAAGAAGCACCAGCCGAGCUAGACAAGACGUAUCGUACAUACUGGCGAACUGGGACUUUUCUGGAGAACGAGGAGAUGACCAGUCAACUGACCAUCGCGAAUCCGAUGUUCAUGUGCCUUCGCGACGGCCUUCAGCUUCACUAUGGAACCAGCCCACUACUAGGGUUUCAUCAUGCUGCAGCUUAUACACCACUAUCCACCGAAUCGCCGUUGAAGACAAGCGAAGCAGAUAUCAAGGAACUACCCAAACCUAUGGCCUCUGCGCUAGCGCAAUUCUCCGAAUGGUGUAAGGCCUUCCGCCUCAUCGCGACGAGGGUCAAAGUUCGUUAUGUCUACUCCGAGGCCAUCGCGUUCUGUCAUGUUCUACGCCAUCAGCGGCUGCAUGGAGGGUCGAGAAGUGCCAACUGGUACCGCAACAAUUGGGGUUACGACCGAUUGGAGCUUGACGCCACGUGUUACGGCCCGCGCGGGAAUGCUCCGACAGAAUUCGACGUUAUCGACACAUCCAAUCUCACAGACCAUCUCGGUAUACUCAACGUACUUGCUGCUGCUGCUCCCCUCCUUGUAAGCAGAUUGGCUGCCACUAUAAGAACGGAAGUUUUCAUCCCACCAGAAACUACAGACUCUGAAUCGGCUAAAGCACUGCUAAGCGGCGAUCUACCCACCGUUGCACUUCUGCUUGGUCUGAAGCCUGCACAUUUCUGGUCCGACGCGACCGCUUCAUGGCAUGUCAACGACUCCAUCGAAAUAGACUCAAGUCAUGCUGAAGCCAUGGUUCGCUCUAUGUCUAGACAUAUCAUCCUCUGGGGGCCUACAGAAACAACCAGGGUCGAGUGGAUAGCGCCGAGCCUUGCCGACUUUGUCUUCAAAAUGUAUCACACCAUGUUUCAAGACGAGAACCUGCACAGUCUGCUUGGUUUACUCAACACGGGAUCCGAAGGUAUGCUUGCCCGCAAGCUCCAUACAUACGAGAUGUACUCGCGAGCAAGUUUGGCAGUUAUUCUACUGCAUGUCAAGAACUCGGAAGUUGUCGAAUGGCGUCCUUUCAUUGAAGGAUUUCUCGACAUGGUGAUUCAAGACCGAACACUUAUGUUGGGUGGGCAUUCCUAUCAAUCACUUCUGGUGUAUAUCCAAAUGCUUGGUCUGGCUGAUCUCGCAACGUUUGCUCAUUGGCAUCCGGUUUACUACCGAAAAGAACUACAGAAGGGCCCAUUCCGAAAUUGGAGUACUAUCCCACCAACAGUAUGCGUCACCAUGGCCAUACCACAUAGUGCGGUUGCGAUGUUCGCGGAUCUCUCAAAUGGAUGUGGUACGCCGCAGUGCCAUAUCAUGACACAAACCUCCUUGUCGGCGAAGCAGAAUGUCUAUCCCGAUAUUCAGCUCGGUUUUGGCACGAUCAUAACUUCGGGUACAAAAUUCACAGAUGAUUACACGUUGAAUAUCCAAGAGGAUCUGCAGGGCUGGUCAGGCCAAGCACCGCUGAUCGUUUCGACUGUGGUAUCUACGCUUGGACUGGUAUUCGAAGGCGACCCAGCUUGCGAAGUUAAGCUUUGCUUGAAGAGUACACCGUCUAUUGCUGCCAAGUUUUCACACAGCCUUGGUCCAUUGCUCGAGCUUUAUGGGUCGGCGGUGGGUCGGAAAGAUGUUCAUAUUACGAGACAUCGCCCGCAUAUGACUGGUGAUGUCUCAGCUGGAGCUAUAGAGGAGGUCAAACCCGGACCAUAUGGCGAAUUCUCAAUCACCGUGAAACCUGCAUUGGACUCUACUGGCAGCAGGGUAUCCGCCCUCGCAGUGCGCUUCAAGACCUUAUCAGCCAAAGCCACAGCAAUCUUGCAGAGUGGAGGCUCUGUAGACGUGCAAUUGCGAGACCCGUUCAGUCUGGAAUUGAAGAUCUACAGCGGAUAUGAUCUGUGUCAGGACACAGUCCAACUUCCCAUGCCCAUGGAGUUAGGUGGAGGUAAGACCAAGAUUGCUCGGAAGUCUAUGUGGAUUGAAUACUCGGCACCCGUAGCAUACUCAGCGUCCUUGUCUACCCAACCAAAUGCGCUUUUUCCGUUGCGAAAAGACCCAAGGUCAUCUACUAUUGAGCUAGAACAACUUCAUUACGUAUGCCCCGAUGUCCUGCCUAUCCUCCAUAUCGACACUAAAGGCCCGCAUGCUAUGUGGCUGAAAUGGCUUACAUCUGGCAAUGCUACCAUGUCGGUUUCAGAGCUCGACCUAUCCAGGAAGCUCCAAAAGAGGGGCGAAGCGCCACUUGGGCGUAUGGGAGUCAAGGAUCGGAUCUUCCAGAUGAUCUCACAAUUCGCGGACCUCAACAGCACCGCCCGAUGCUCUACAUUCCGUAUUGAGGAUACUCAUGGCACUGUCGCGAUCGUCAUGGUCCAUGCCAUUCGUAUGGAUUUGUCUAACCAGACUGUCUUUUUGGACGCUGCGGUCAUUGCGAUGCUCAACACCUUACCCAAGGAGUGUACAGCAGCCGUAGAGGGUUUAGCUGAUACUGGUAUGGUUACAUUCAUAGUCUCCGAUCAAGAGGCCCUCUUCUGGAAGCAUCUUCUACCAGCGUUCGCGGAGCGGUGUCGCCAGUGGCAGCACAAGCCUUCGUGUGAGUACAAGCAACAAGACAUGAUUCCGAUCUGUACUGUACCGGAAGAGAGCUUCAUGUGCAGCUGUGGGUUAGGUGUCUUCCCUGACGGCUAUCUGGAGGGUCUCGAGGCUUUCAAAUCCCUAGCACGGUUCUCCGUCCGUGUCGCCGUUCCCGUCAUCUUUCCUUCUCCCGUCAGCCGAGAUAGCUCUGCACCAGGUCUGCCAGCGAACAUCAACGAGCCGAGCCAUCCGAAGCAGGACUGCUGCAACGUAUGCAGUGCGCGCUGCUCAAGUGACGGAAAGCCGUUGCAAAAGUGUGCGGGCUGCAAGGUAGCGCUUUACUGCUCCUCGGCAUGCCAGAAGAAAGAUUGGAAGAAGGGCCACAAGCAAAUGUGCUCCCAGUUGAAGAAGGGCUGA